This is a messenger RNA of Plectropomus leopardus (leopard coralgrouper), 7473 nucleotides long. RefSeq names its product calcium voltage-gated channel auxiliary subunit alpha2delta 2b (gene cacna2d2b). The record is from RefSeq and is a predicted model, not a curated record. Lineage: Eukaryota; Metazoa; Chordata; Actinopteri; Perciformes; Serranidae. Gene Ontology annotation, cellular component: voltage-gated calcium channel complex. Gene Ontology annotation, molecular function: voltage-gated calcium channel activity.
UGGUGUUGGUGUUGGUGGUGUAUAUGUGGGAGCAGGAGGAGAGACUCUGCAGUGUCUUGGCAGCUGCAUUAGUGCAUCUCCCACCGUCCGCGAUGCCUCCGCGGCCAAUGCCUGCCUCCUCCUCCGCGUCCACUUGAUAACAGAAACCGAGAACAUGAACUCGUCGGGAAACUAAACCUCGGACGUCCACACCAGCUAGCUGUAUCCCCCCCGGAGACGAUCCGGAGCGCUUCAUUCACGCACAGAAACCCCGUGACGAGAAUUGUUAAUGGAAAAUGGCGAUAGGCAAAAGGUCUUGCAGCAUCGUCUGCUUGGUAUCUAUCCAGAUUAUCUUGAUUUUCAGCGCAUCGUGGCCUGGAGCGGCGGCUCUCACGUUCCCGCAGCAGUACACGAUAAUGCACUGGGCCAGGCGCAUCGAGCAGGAGAUUGACAGAGUCUUUCAGCACAUCACUGGAGCUCAGCAGUUGAAAGGGAUUUACAACGAGGAGAGACGGCGGUUCAGUCUGGUGAAGAAUCAGCCGCGGAAGAUUGUAGAAAGGGUGGCCUCAGAUAUAGAGAAGCUCCUGGCUAAGAAGCGCAAAGCACUCGAUAGGUUAGCCAGUGAAGCUGAGCGGCUCCAGCGAGAGCAUCUAUGGCAGGAUGGAAUCAAGGAGCUGGACAUGGCUUAUUAUGACUCCAAGGCAGAGCUGGAUUAUUACUCCAUGGAUGGAGAAGGAGAGGUGGAAAAUCCUUCGCACAUCAAACUGGAGUUUGUUUAUGAUCCAAACUUCAAAAAUAAUGUCAACUAUUCCUACACAGCGGUUCAGAUUCCCACAGAUAUUUAUAAAGGAGCUCCAGUGAUUCUGAAUGAGCUGAACUGGACGCAGGCGCUGGAGAAAGUUUUCAUGGAAAACAGUCAGGAGGAUCCCUCACUGCUAUGGCAGGCAUUCGGGAGUGCGACGGGUGUCACUCGCUACUACCCAGCUACACCUUGGAAAGCCCCUGAUAAAAUUGACUUGUAUGACGUCAGGAGGAGACCCUGGUACAUCCAGGGAGCCUCAUCGCCCAAAGAUAUGGUCAUUCUUGUUGAUGUGAGCGGCAGUGUCAGCGGGCUCACUCUGAAACUCAUCAAAGCGUCAGUAAUGGAAAUGCUGGACACUUUGUCUGAUGAUGACUAUGUUAACGUGGCCAGGUUUAACGAGAAGGCCGAGGCUGUUGUUCCCUGCUUCAAACAUCUCGUCCAGGCUAACGUGCGCAACAAAAAGAUCUUCAAGGAUGCAGUGCAGCAGAUGCAGGCCAAAGGCACCACCGACUACAAGUCUGGAUUUCAUUUUGCCUUCAACCAGCUGUUAAAUAAGACAAAUGUUCCCCGGGCCAACUGCAAUAAAAUAAUCAUGCUGUUUACGGACGGAGGAGAGGACAGAGCUCAAGAUGUCUUCAUGCAAUACAACUGGCCCAACAAAACAGUUCGAGUUUUCACCUUUUCUGUGGGUCAACACAACUAUGAUGUCACACCUUUACAGUGGAUCGCAUGCACCAAUAAAGGUUACUAUUUUGAGAUCCGUUCCAUCUGUGCUAUAAGGAUUAACACCCAGGAGUACCUCGACGUGCUGGGGCGCCCCAUGGUGCUCGCAGGCAGUGAUGCCAAGCAGGUUCAGUGGACCAAUGUGUAUCAGGAUGCUUUGGGUCUUGGUAUGGUCGUAACUGGGACUUUGCCCGUAUUUAAUCUCACCAUGGAUGGAAACUCACAGAAUCAGCUGAUAUUAGGUGUGAUGGGAGUUGACGUGCAUCUUGAUGAGAUAAAGCGACUAACACCACGGUACAAUCUUGGAGCCAAUGGAUACAUAUUUGCCAUCGAUCCAAAUGGAUAUCUUCUCCUUCACCCCAAUCUUCAGCCAAAGCUGGUGAACCUCCCUGAGCCAGUGACGCUGGACUUCCUGGAUGCGGAGGUGGAGGACAGCAAUAAAGAGGAGAUCCGGCGACAAAUGAUUGACGGUAGACCAGGAGAAAUGCAGGUCAAAACUCUCAUCAAGUCGAUUGACGAGCAAUACAUCGAUGAGGUGUACAGAAGUUACACCUGGACGCCCAUCAACGGCACAGAUUACAGUCUCGGUCUUGUAUUACCUCCUUACAAUGAGUACUUCAUCCAGGCAGACCUAAGCGACGUGAUGCUGCAGCUCCAGUAUAUGCAGUCGCUGCUGCCCAGCUCCUUUGAAUCCUCAGGACAUGUGUUUCUGGCUCCAAGGGAAUACUGCAAACGUCUGCAUCUUUCUGACAACAACACCCAGUUUUUGCAGAACUUCCUCUCACUCAUGCUGGAGAUUUCCCCAGAAUCUGAUGAAUGUGACCAAGGCCUCAUCCACAACCUGAUCUUGGAUUCCAGGAUUAUCGGGCAGCUGGCCUCUCGUGUUUGGAAGAACAAGGACUUGAAUGCGUACGGUUUCCUGGCUGUAUUUGCGUCCACUGAUGGAGGAAUAACACGAGUCUUUCCCAACAUAGCUGCGGAGCUUUGGGAUGAGGAUCCUGAACCUUUCAAUUCGAAUUACUACAGACGGAGUCUCGACAACAAAGGCUACAUGUUCAGAGCUCCAUCAAGAUCCUCGUUGGAUGACCCAGUGGGUGCAGAAAACGGCACCAUUGGAAUCCUGGUUAGUUCGGCUAUAGAGGUCAAUUUGGGAGGCAAACUGCUCAAACCUUCAGUGGUCGGGGUGAAGCUGGACUUGGAGGCGUGGGUGGACAAGUUUAAAAUCCUGGCCAGCAAUGUGUCAGACAGUCGACAGGGCUCACACAAGUGUGGACCAUCCAGAAGCUGUGAGAUGGACUGUGAAGUGAACACUGAUGACCUCCUCUGCUAUCUCAUUGAUGAUGGUGGGUUCCUGGUUAUGUCCAAUCAGAGAGAUCACUGGAAGAAGAUCGGUCUUUUCUUUGGUGAUGUGGACCCUUACCUGAUGCACGCCCUCUACAACAACUCAAUCUUCACCCGCCGUCAGUCUUUCCACUACCAGUCUGCAUGUGAACCAGUCAGCAGCAGCCAUACUGGUGCAGCACCUAGGGGUAUCUUUGUGCCGUCCAUUGCUGACAUCCUCAGCUUGGCCUGGUGGACGUCCACUGUGGCCUGGUCUGUGACCCAGCAGCUACUGUAUGGACUGGUUUACAACAGCUGGCUCUACCAAGAUGAUGUCCUGGUUGAAGGUUUUGAGACGAGGGAAAGCAGCUGUGUGACCAUCCAAAGUCAGUUCUACUUUACAAACACCACCAACUCCUACAAUGUGCUGCAGGACUGUGGAAACUGCUCACGGCUGUUCCACGCCAAGCGGAUAGAAAACACCAACCUCCUGUUUGUGGUCGCUGAGACGCUCCCCUGCAGCUCGUGUGAGAUAGAGAGGUUAACGCAGAUCAGGACUGAGUUUCAAGAGGAGAAUCCAUGCGAAGUACUGAGUAACGCGCGUUAUCGAAAAGGCCCGACAUCCUGCUUUGACUACAGUGCCUUAGAAAACACGUCAGAGUGUGGACGGGGUCAUGCACUGCAGUCUUCCAUAGGAGCCCUUCUCUUUAUUCAGCUCAUUCUGCCUCUUUUUCAUCUCUGACACGUACAAACACUCUAACUGGCAUCUUUCAUCUCUUUGGGUUUAGGCUCGGAUCUACUGCAGGUCAGAUCAAACAGCAACUGCAAAAUUCUUCUUUUUUGAUCUACAAACGGCACUCUGUGCAUUUGUGCUUGAAAAAGAAAUACGUGGAUCAGCUCUUAGUGUUUUUUGCCUUAUCGCUUAUGCAUUUGUUGGUGUUUCAGGGCUUGAGUGCAAAAUGUAGGAAGAGAAUGUGUUGAGUGUGCAUGCUGCUUAAACUAGGACAAGCAUGUUUAACAUAUUUGCACACUGGCUGAGCCAUGUAAGUGACCACUUAAAAGUCAGGGAGGCAGCUGAAAUGUACUUUUAACGGGCCAGUAAAUGAUCACCUAACAGGGGCAAACGUCAAUCCCAAUUUUAAGUUGGACUGUGGCCGUUGAAUUAUAAAAGAUCUAAAAACUCAUUUUAAUUCAUUUGCUUUGUGGUAAAUACACAGUGCUGGAUCAGAUGUUUAACUUUGGUAAAGAUGCUCUAGAAAUACAAAUAAAAGUCAUGUAUUUGAGAUUUUACUUAGAGCGGAAGUAUUAACAACAAAAUUAACUUCAAGUAUGAAGUAAAAAUGCUCCAGCGUUAUCUCACUAUAUCAUGCAUUACAGUUUUAAAUAAAUAUUACUAAUCUAAUCAAGAUGAAGCUGAUUUUAAUAGUUUUAUCUAUAAAAAUCAUUAACAUAUCAACAUCACAAUAUUUUCCUUUGCGAUACAAUGGGGCCAAAGUAUUAAAGGUAGUCUGUAAAGUUUUCUUGCAAAAAGUUGUUGUUUACCAAUGUAUUGAAUGCCCUUUCUGCCUCAUUGGGAAAAAAAGGGAAAUAAAAGCAAAGUAAUUUAUUCACAAAUGUGUUUACUUGCCUGCAGUUUUCUCCUUCCCUGCAUUUUCUGGUAUAUUGAAGCUUUCUGGGGGGAAACGUUAAUGACAGGCCUGUUGUGGGGAUGUUACUUAUGACUAAUUUCCAUGACAUUUUAAGGAAAGUUUUAGUGAAAAGAGUAGUUGACCAGUCUAAGAGUUGAAUUUUUUUUAUCAAUUUAAUCCUUAAGGUUAAAUUUUUUUCAAAAAUAAAUUGCAGAUAUUAAAGGAGAGAGAAGAACAUACGUGAAGUUUCUGCAUAUGAGUGCGAUGCAACGUGAUUUCAUAAUCGGUUAUAAUCAGGUUUUUAAAAUUCCUGUAGUCUGAGCUCAGCUUUAAUGUUUUGCUCAGUAGGACUACUGGUGGUCAAAAACUCCACAGGCUACCUUUUAAUAGCUUGAAUGCAAUUAUUCAUGUAAAGUAUGAGCGACCUCAACACUGUACUUUUAUUUACAUUUUUUUUUAUUUGCACAAUAAAACCACAAAAAGACAGUUUAAACAGUUUAAAACUGAUUAUGCAAGUGAAAUUAAAACUCCAUAAAGGCUGAUAAAGAUGUCUCACCUUAAUAAACAAUUCAGAUAGCAAUGAAGACAAGACACAACUAAAAUUAAAAAAAGCAAAUGAUAAUAAUAAUAAACGCUUGUUUUCUAGAAUAAACAUCAGAAAAAAAUGGAUGAUAAUGGAAAGUUUUAUACAAGACAAUUGAACACAAGAAUAAGGAAGAAAAGCUGACAUAAAGAGACAUGUCCCUAUUUAAAAUUAAAAAUUGCCUUGUCUUCCACCAAAAACAAGUGCAACAUUUAUCCUUAAAUUUGAAAAAAGAAAUUAAGGAUAAAUUUUGAAUGUAAACAUAUUAAGAAUUGUUUUCAGUUGCUCUUAAAUAUUGACAGAGAUGGAGAAAUAGAAGUAAAGCACCUGGUUUAGUCUUAGUUUUAUCAGCAAUUGGCUGAACACAGCUGUCAACAUAACUUUAUGGAGGGAGUAUUCUUAGUUUUUAGAUCUUUUAUUGUCACUGUCCGACACCUUGUUGAACAGCUCUGAAUAUAUUUAUUUGGCAUUUUUUUGGCAGUUGGUUUAACAGCACAUGUGUGUUUGGGAUGACUCAUGAGACGAGGCCCACAUCAGUCGUUAACUGUUUAUACGGAUUUACAGAUUCCAUACAACAGCUGGGUAAAGCUAUCCAAGGCAUUCACAUACCUGACCGUUUUAAAGCUAACUGCUGCAGCAUGAAAAUGUAAAUAAAUAGAAUCUGCUGAGCUCAGAUGCUGCUGCUUCUGGCAAAUUCUGCUUUUGUGGGCUUUGUGAAAUUCAAAAUGAAUUAUCUGCGCCACUUUUCAUUUGCAUGUCUGCUCCCAGCAAUCGUCUUUGCAUUUGAAGGAGCUCCCUGCACCUGCAGCAGGUUUUACAUGACAGUAGAUUCGGACCUUAACCUCACAUUCACUUCAGUGUCUUUCAAUCCACCUCUGACCUUUGCCAAGACAGUUUCAGUGCUAUAAAUUGCAUCUUACAUGACCCAGAAUGAUGUCCCUCAGCUGUCUCAUGUACGCCCUGUCUCUUAAAUCUAAGCAGAAGUAAUCCCUUCCCCUAAAAAUAUUCUCUCAGAGCACUUUGACAAAAGAGACCACAGAUGAGAAAAGACUUAGAUCUCCAGCAAGAUUUUGUGACUUUUCAUAACACAUAUCAGAGAUGAGACAGAGUCGUUUCAUUAAUACAAGGAUUGUUUAAGUCAGGGUUUGUUUUGCUGAAAUGCUUCCACAGAUCAUGUUAACUAAGCUAGUGUGAUCAUGAAGUGCUUCCAGUCGAUAAGAAUUGUUAAAAUGGACAGAAAACAGACCAAAAUUAUCAAAAGUUACCCUUGAUUUUGUUACAAAGAUGUGGUAGUUCAUCCUUGCAACGGCUGCAUGAUUUAGUGCAAUAACGCUGUGAUUAUCUGUACUUUAGCGGUAAUUAUUAUGACCAUUACUUUAUCGUCAAAUUUUAGACUUGAAGUCAUUUACAGUGUUAUCUCUGUAGUCUAAGAGCACAGAAAAUGCUCAGACGUCAGUGUGUGGCCAACAUGUUUUUAAAAAUCUGUAUUUUAAUCAAAGGGAAGCUCUCUGUCCCUUGUUUUUGUAUCUUGUAUUUGUCAAACCUGAAUUUAUGCACUUAUGUAUGCUUCUGUAUGGGGAAUGUAGCUUCUGAACAGCUUUCAGUGUUAUCAAUAUGUUAUCAGUAUGUGAUGCUCCUUGACCCUCUGUUGAGAAUCCCCUGAUGUCUUGUUGAAAGUGAUGAUUCACUGUGGCAAAAUAUUUUAUCAUGCAUACCUCAACGGGGCAGUGAGAUCGGAUUUUGUGCUAAAUUAUAAGGCUGUAAGAUUUGGUCAUUUAGUCACAAAGAAAUGUUAGCCUAGUACUGUGUGUGUGUGUGUGAUCACAACUACUGGAGUUAUGAGUAUUGCUCUAAAAAAUGUUUUCCAGUUAUUUUAAUUUAUGUCAGGAUUAAAACUAUUUUUUCAGGUUUUUGUAAAAAACAAAACAGAAGUACACACAACAUAAAUUUGAGCUGCAAAUAAUGAUUAUUGUCAUUAUUUGAUAUUGUGCCCAUUAUUUUCUAAAAUUAUCAACAAUGAGUUGUUUUGUCAUAUUGCAUUUAAAAUAAUACAUUAAUAGAAAGCUUUUUUUUUAAAAAAACAUCAAAUGUUCACCCUGCAGAGGAUAGAACAAGCAAAUGUUUGGUAUUGCAAUUCAUUUUUUCUUAACCGACAAAUAAGCCAAUUAGUUGAUUAUUUGGACUGCAACAUACAUGCACGGGAUAAUGCACAGUGAGCAGGUCAUUAUGAUGAUUCUGGGAUGAUUGAAGACCCCUUCGAUUCACAUCUGGGCUUCUAUAAAACCCUGUUUUCAUUUUACAAUAAUGACCCAUUUGCUGUAAACUUUCUGCUUAUUACACAGCUACUUAUGAAAGAAAUCAUUAAUGUCACACAAAAUAUUGAUUUAAUAUUUUGUUACUUAAGCUAAGUGUCUAUUAUCAGAAUUGCAUCCAUACCA